AGGCUGGUCACAUGACAGUCACAUGACUCCAAUGGCAUGUCCUCCUUCCCCCCCUCCGUCCCUGAUUAGCUGGCUUCCUAUAAGAAGGAUGAAUUUUCCAAGGCUAAUUUCGUUCACCAAGGCCUGUGAAAAAUCAGAUUGGUGGGAAAAUGGAGAGCAUAAUACCAAGAAACCCUUCAAAUCGUAUGAGGUUGCCACUACAGGGGAAGAGGCAAGAAGCUUCUAUGAGAGUCUUGUAGGUACUGACAGAGAGUCGUCGGCUUCAGGAAAACCAUCUCGGAAGCGCAGAGUUCCCAGAUCUCCAUCACAAGAAGAGCCACGUGCAGAGUCUUCAGAGAGCGGACCAAAUACAUCGGUCCGGGAAACACCAAACCAGAGAGUGGGCCACCAGCUGCUCAGAUGUUCACAAAACGGAGACAUGAAAGGUUUGAGACAGCUGGUGGAAAAAGAACAUUGUGACAUCAAUUUCCGAGAUAGAUACUAUUGGACACCGCUGAUGUGUGCGGCAUUUGCAGGUAAAAAAGACGCUGUGAGUUACUUGUUGAAAAGACGAGCAGCCUGGGUUGGCGUUUGUGAAACUCGAGGCAAAGAUGCUCUAACAUUAGCAGAGGAAGGAGGGCACCAGGAGGUUGUCAAGCUUCUGCAGGAUUCUUUGAAGGGUCAGCCGGAGGAAUCGCAACCAAGAACCCAGCCGCUAGAAAGAAAAUACUGCAAUGUUUGCAAGACGUAUUAUCAGGAAGACAGCAUAGACACACAUGAACGAUCUACCGUACAUCUCUUCAACAAGAAAAAGAAAAUCCCAUCUACAUAUUAUGCUAUCCCAGAGCACAACGUGGGCUUUAAGAUGAUGCUUAAGGAAGGCUGGGACCGGGAAUCAGGCCUGGGACCGGAAGGGUCAGGCAGAAAAUUUCCUGUUCAGACCGUUCUCAAGAGAGACCAAAAAGGUCUUGGCUUUCAGAGUGAACAGAAGCCCAAAGUCACCCAUUUUGCUGCAAAUGACAAGCUAGCUGUUGCUGGGUCACAGACUAAACAUGUGAGGACAGAAAGGGUGGCUACGGUCAGCAAAAAAGAAGAAAAAAGGAAGGAAGCCAAAACUAAAGCCUGGGAAAGGGAUUUGAGGACAUAUAUGAACAUUGAUUUAUGAUAUUGUGUUUUUUUUUUAACAUAUUCUUUGUUUUGGGCAACGAUAGAAUCUGUUUGCACAAUAAAAGAACCUUCCUUCAGGCAACAAAAGUGGUCA
This is a messenger RNA of Rana temporaria (common frog), 1240 nucleotides long. It is a transcript of the gene GPANK1, whose product is annotated as G-patch domain and ankyrin repeats 1. The transcript has 3 exons. NCBI's taxonomy places the organism in Eukaryota, Metazoa, Chordata, Amphibia, Anura, Ranidae. Gene Ontology annotation, molecular function: nucleic acid binding; protein binding. The record is from RefSeq and is a predicted model, not a curated record. Bases 23 to 1144 code for a protein of 373 amino acids.